AUGGUAUUAACCCAACAGGAAAGAUCACUCGCUUCCUCCGACGACAGCUUUCCCACCGCACAACUUUUCCUUCUGGGUAUGUUCGCAUUACUUGCCUCCCACUGCAACCUCUCUCGCCGGUCACUCGCUAACGCCAUGACAGCAAUAUGCCGCGUCGCGGAGCCCAUAGCCUUGACCUCCAUCUUCCCCUACUCAUGGGUGAUGGUCAAGGACUUCCACACGGGUAACGGCAACGACGCAUCCUUCUACGCCGGCAUUUUGAUCUCGGCUUUUUCUCUUGCAGAGGCCCUCACCGGCAUGUUCUGGGGUGGUCUGUCCGACCGCGUUGGCCGUAAGCCUAUUCUUCUGUCCGGCUGCUUUGGUACUAUGCUCUCCCUCCUCCUUGUGGGCUUUGCGAGGAACUUCUGGGUCGCUCUCGCAGGUCGCGCGCUGGGUGGUGCUCUGAAUGGGAAUAUUGGAGUUAUUCAGACCAUGGUUGGCGAGUUGGUGAAACGGCCUGAGCAUGAGCCCCGAGCCUAUGCAGUCAUGCCUUUUGUCUGGGCGAUUGGGACUAUCCUUGGACCAGCCAUUGGAGGUCUACUGGCAAAACCAUCUGAAGGUUUUCCUUCCGUUUUCCCUGCUAAUGGAUUGUUUGGAAAAUUUCCUUACCUCCUCCCGAACCUUGUAUGCUCUAUUCUGCUUUUUCUGAGCAUUAUCAUCAGUUGGUUUUACCUGCAGGAGACUCACCCAGACAUGCAACCUGGUCGUGUCAGCGCACAUGUCAACCACCCGUCGGUCGAGCAGCCCCUUCUGGCAACCUCGGGUUCCACUGCUCAUGCCGAAGUCGAUCUUCGAGCUGAGUCUUAUGGCACCUUUAACCAGGUUGACCUCCACCAAGAGGAAACCUGGGAUGCGAGAGCUGAUAGCUCCUCGCCCACCGGUAAACCUGAGAAGCCCAAAGCUUUUACAUGGAAAAUCGUCAUGCUCGUGGUGGCGCUGGCCAUUUUUUCCUAUCAUUCCAUGAGCUAUGACCAUCUCUUUCCUAUCUUCUUGCAGGACAAGAAGACGGCCCUUCCUGGUAGCUUCCACGGCUCUUUCCUCGACAUCCCCGGUGGCGUGGGCCUUUCAACUCGCACAGUCGGCCUGAUCAUGUCUGCCAACGGCGUCAUUGCGCUUUUCAUCCAAGGGGUCGUCUUCCCCGCGCUGGCCCAUUACCUGGGUAUCUGGCGGCUUUUCAUUCUCGUGACGGUCCUUCAUCCAAUCGCCUACUUCAUGGUCCCGUUCCUAGUCUUCCUACCACAAAACCUCGUCAUGGUUGGCAUUUACACCUGUCUAAUCGUUCGCAACAUCCUCUCGAUUAUCGACUACCCUGUCCUUCUGAUCCUCAUUAAGCAGGCGACCCCCGCCGACUCCGUCAUGGGCAAAAUUAACGGUCUCGCUGCUUCGGCCGGUGCUGCAUCUCGUACCAUUGCACCUCCCGUUGCGGGAUGGUUAUAUAGCACUGGUGCGGAGAUUGGUUGCACUGCUAUCGCUUGGUGGGCAAGUGCUUUUGUUGCCUUUAUGGGUAUGUUCCAGCUGUGGUUCAUUCAGCCCAAUAGAGGCGCCGCCGCCACAGUGAGCCCGGUGGUUUCCUGCCAGUAUGUUUCUAUUCCCGAUGAGCCGCAGAAAGAAGUUAUUGAGGUUAUUGUUACCGAGGUUGAUGAUGAUGGUGAAACGACUGCUCACUGA
This is a messenger RNA of Penicillium lagena, 1707 nucleotides long. Its product is annotated as MFS transporter. Lineage: Eukaryota; Fungi; Ascomycota; Eurotiomycetes; Eurotiales; Aspergillaceae. Gene Ontology annotation, biological process: transmembrane transport. The transcript has 3 exons. Gene Ontology annotation, molecular function: transmembrane transporter activity. The record is from RefSeq and is a predicted model, not a curated record. Bases 1 to 1707 code for a protein of 568 amino acids.